Messenger RNA from Ilex paraguariensis (yerba mate), 2566 nucleotides. The record is from the annotation of a GenBank genome assembly. NCBI's taxonomy places the organism in Eukaryota, Viridiplantae, Streptophyta, Magnoliopsida, Aquifoliales, Aquifoliaceae.
AGUCAGAUGGUGGUGCUCAAUGUUGCUGUGCCGGAUGGAAGUAUUGGAAGAACAGCAGCUCCGAUGGUGUGGAUUCCGUGGAUCGGGGCUUUUAAGUUGAAGGGUGGUGGAGGUGGGUUUCAGCUGGUGGUGGAGGGGAUUUCUGAUGGUGCUGGUGAUUUUGGUGGAGGUGGGUUACAAAUUCAAGGUUGGUGGAGAAAGGCUUUAGAUGCUGGUGGAGAUUUCGCCGGGGGUGGUCUGAUUUCUGAAGGUGGUGGUGCUGGUGGUGGAGAUUUGUCGCCAGAAGGAAGGCCCCAGCCCAUGUUUGCUGACUAUCUAAGGCGGCCAGCAAAUGCUGCUCUUCAGCCUCGUUUCACAAAAACAACAUAUUUUAGCGAACGCGCAAUAAAGUUAGGGACGAUUGGUGAUAUUUACACUGCCAAUAAUAUUAUAAGUGGGUACACAAAAUGCAGAGACUUAGGUAUUGCUGUCAAGUUGUUCGACGAAAUGCCUCACCGAGACAAUGUUUCUUGGAACUCGAUGAUCGCUGGGUAUGUAAAUUGUGGGAACUUCGAUUGCGCUUGGGAGUGCUUAAAAUUCAUGAAAAGGUGUGGGUUUCAAGUUGAUGGGUACACUUUUGGGAGUAUUCUUAAGGGGGUUGCUUUGAACGGUUGUCUCUUUUUUGGGCAACAAGUACACUCGGACAUUGUCAAGACAGGCUUUGAGGGAAAUAUUUACGCAGGAAGUGCUCUCUUGGAUAUGUACGCGAAGUGUAAUAGAGUUGAGGAUGCACAUAUUGUGUUUCAGUUCAUGCCGGGACGUAAUUCUGUGUCAUGGAAUGCACUGAUUGCAGGUUAUGCAGAAAUGGGCUGUCUCAAAAAUUGUACUCAGUUGCUGAAAUGUAUGGAUUGGGAUGGUGUCAAUCUUGAUGAUGGCACAUUUGCACCAGUUUUGACAUUGCUUGAAGACCCUGAGUUUUACGAAUUUACAAUGCAGCUCCACGGUAAAACUAUAAAACACGGGUUGGCUUCUAAUACUACUGUAUGUAAUGCUACCAUUACUGCAUACUCGGACUGUGGGUCCAUUGAAGAUUCAGUGAGAGUUUUUGAUAGUGCCGGUGGUUCCCAAGAUAUAGUCACGUGGAAUUCAAUGCUAGCAGCUUACUUAUCACAUGAUCAAAGAGACCUUGCAUUUGGACUGUUCUUAGAGGUGGAAAGGCUUGAAUUUGAACCUGACAUCUAUACAUAUACUAGCAUCAUAAGUGCUUGUUUUGAUGAACCACUUCAAAGCCAAGGGAAAUCUUUACAUGCUUUGGUAAUUAAAAGGGGAUUGGAACAGCUAACACCAAUCUCUAAUUCAUUGAUAACCAUGUAUCUCAAAUCAAAUUGCAACAGUGUAGAAGAUGUAAUAAAAGUGUUUGGGUCAAUGGAUGUGAAGGACUCUGUUUCAUGGAAUUCAAUCUUGACAGGAUUCUCACAAAAGGGGUGGAGUGAAACUACUUUGAAUCUCUUUCGACAAAUGCGACGUGAGUCUGUAGACAUUGAUCACUAUGCCUAUUCUGCUGUCCUUAGGUCUUGCUCAGAUUUAGCGACUCUCCAAUUGGGUCAACAGGCUCAUGUCUUGGCUCUAGAAUCAGGCUUUGACUCAAAUGACUAUGUAACCAGCUCUUUGAUAUUUAUGUAUUCAAAGUGCGGUAUUAUCGAAGAUGCUAGGAAGUCCUUUGAAGCAACUCCCAAAGACUGUUCAAUCACUUGGAACUCAAUCAUUUUUGGGUAUGCACAACAUGGGGAAGGUAAAGUUGCACUUGACUUGUUCUUCCUGAUGCAAUCGGAAAAGGUAAAUCUAGAUCACAUCACUUUUGUGGCAGUUCUAACUGCAUGUAGCCACAUUGGUUUGGUAGAAGAAGGUUGCAAUUUUCUGAAAUCUAUGGAAGCUGAACAUGGAAUUUCCCCUAGAAUGGAACAUUAUGCAUGUGGGAUUGAUCUACUUGGGCGGGCUGGGCGUCUAGAGGAGGCAAAAGCCCUGAUCAAAGAAAUGCCAUUUGAACCUGAUGCAAUGGUGUUGAAAACUCUGUUGGGGGCCUGUAGAAACUGUGGUGAUCUCGAAUUGGCCACCCAGGUGGCAACCCGUUUGCUGGAAUUAGAACCUGGUGAGCACUGCACUUACGUGCUUCUCUCUGACAUGUAUGGAUAUCUUAAAAAGUGGGAUGAGAAAGCUACUGUAAAGAGAUUGAUGAGGGAGAGGGGGGUCAAGAAGGUUCCUGGUUGGAGUUGGAUAGAAAUUCAGAAUGAGGUGCACGCUUUUAAUGCAGAAGAUCAUUCCCACUUUCAUUGCCUAGAAAUAUACCGGAUAUUGGGUGAAUUGAUGUCAGAAAUAAAAAAAUUGAAUAAUGCUACUCAUUUGGAUGCUCUCGAUUGUGGCGAUUAAUAUAGUGAUUUAAAAUGCUGAUGGUCCAACCUAAAUCUCAGGAGCUAUGGAGUUAGAUUGAUGUUUGUUAACUGUGAGAAAACUCUCUUCAAAAGCAGAGUGGAUGUAAGAAAAGUUAAGCACAAAUUGGAAAUUUUUUUGCGCAUAAGGGUGCUCCAAU